CCCUGUGACGCAAUGCGCCUUCAGGGGAAGCCCGCCAGCUGGGCAAGUGUCUCAGCUGGGCGCCAGAUCCGCUUGUGCGGCCGGAGGUUCGGCGCCUGUUUUGACGACCCCCAGGGGAAGACGCGUGUCGCUGCCAAAGCCCAUAAACAGAGCUGGAAAAUGCCCGGCUGCCGCGCCUUGGAGCGGCUUACCGUGCCGCUGCUGCCCUUGUCUUUGGGGGUCUUGCUGGGCCUGGCCCCCGGCAUCUCCCCGCUUGACAACGGGCUGCUGAGGACGCCCCCGAUGGGCUGGGAGCCCUGGCUGCGCUUCAAGUGCAACACGGACUGCGCGAAGGACCCCGAGAACUGCAUCAGUGAGCACCUGAUCAAGGCCAUGGCAGACCGGCUAGCUGUGGACGGGUGGAAGGAGCUGGGCUACGAGUAUGUCACCCUGGAUGACUGCUGGGCAGCUGGCAAGCGGGACGUCCGCGGGAGGCUCCAGGCAGACCCCCAGAGGUUCCCCAGUGGGAUGAAGGCCCUCGCUGACUAUGUUCAUUCUAAAGGCCUGAAAUUCGGCAUCUAUAGCGACUUGGGUAACGCCACCUGUGCAGGUUAUCCGGGCACAACCCUGGAUACUGUGGAGACGGAUGCAAACACCUUUGCAGAAUGGGGAGUCGACAUGCUAAAGCUGGAUGGCUGCUUCUCCGACUCCUCCCUCAAAGCCAUAGGCUACCCCAAAAUGAGCAGAGCGCUGAACCAAACUGGGCGGCCCAUCGCCUUGUCUUGCAGUUGGCCAGCUUACGAAGGGGGUCUUCCUCCAAAGGUGAAUUAUACCUUACUGGGCCAGAUUUGUAACUUCUGGAGGAAUUACGCUGAUAUUGAAGAUACCUGGGACAGCCUCUUCCACAUCAUUGAGUGGUACGGAGACAACCAGGAUAUCCUGCAGCCGGCUUCGGGGCCUGGAAGGUGGAAUGACCCCGACAUGGUGAGACCCUCUGCCUUACCUCCUGCCCAGGCUGCAAGCCCAGGGAAGAGUUCGGGGUCUGAUGGCCACUCCUCGGGGACCCUGAAGGCCGCCUGGCAUCCUGUCUCCUUCCAGCUGAUCGUCAGCGACUUUGGCCUGAGCCAUGAGCAGUCAAAGGUGCAGGCGGCGCUGUGGGCGAUCCUGGCAGCCCCCUUCUUCAUCUCCUGCAAUCUGAGGAACAUCUCGGAGGAGGCCAAGGACAUGCUGCAGAACCCGCUCCUGAUUUACAUUAACCAGGACCUGAGGGGAGUUCAAGGCAGGCUCCUUGCCAGGAAGCAGAACUUUGAAGUCUGGAAGAGGCCCCUGGUCAAUGGCCAGUAUGCGGUCGCAGUCCUAAACAACAGAACUGAUGGGGCCCCACAGUCAUUUGCCACAACUCCCAGCCUCCUGGGAAUCUCGGAUUGCAGAGCAGGCUACAGGCUCUACGAUGUGCUGGGCAAGUUGUCCAUGGGCAUUUACGCCUCCAAUGACACCAUCAGUGCCAAGGCCACAUUCAGCUUCCGCUUGGAGACUCGGAGGGAGGCGGCCAGCAGAGCCAGCAAAGGGUCUGAGAAGCAGCCGUGUUGUGCAAGAAUAUAUCUCUUAUUUAAGUGGAGGAAGACCACAACAGCAAUAAAUAACCCUGAAGAUCUCCCUGCUCCAACACCCACCUCUGUGGCUACCACUUCAGUGUGCAGAAGCUGCCAAUUUGGGGUCUCAAUGCGCCAUUUUGCAGUUGCCCAUCAAAAGAUGGAGGGCAACCUGGAGGCUCCUUGAAAGACCUGUUGCCACAUGACUAAUGCGAGCACCUUCUGGGGAGUGUUGCAGUUCUCUGAUUGUGCUUUGUGGGAAUUUGACAAAUCCUAGAAUCCUUUACAGCACCUGGGUUUCCACAGGGAAAGAGGUCAAUAUGAGAAACAAUCUUUUGCAUGCAGUAUCGGAGGGGUUGGUACACAAAGUAGUCAGAGUAGGAUUAGCCUUUUACUUAAUAUCUUCUGGCUAAAUGGCAAAAGUUCAAAUGGUGUAGAAAAUUAUAGGUUGUCUUCUUGGUAAACCAACUGAGUUGUUAAUUUGGUGAUUAUAUUUAUAUGAGACACCCAAAAUCAAUUUGGAAAUGAUGACUAAUAUAUUAAUGAUAACCAAAUAUAUAAUUGCAAAAUGUAUCCGGUCUAAAUGAUUUGUUAAUUGCAUUUAUGCAUGAGACUGUUACAAUGAAACUCGCACCACUUCUUGUAAUCGUUAAACUGGAAAGUCUGUUGAUAAGUGCACAGCUUCCUGUUCAUAGUGGCACCUGUAGCAUUGGCAGCUCCCUCUCUCCUCUCUCCCCCCUCCCCCACUCAGCCUUCCAGGGGGCCACCAAGAUGGGCUUUUUGCCAGGUGCUGGGGGGCAUCCCUGGGAGAUGAAGGAGGCGCCAGGCUGUGUUGUGUUUUACGAUUGUUUAGGGUUUUUAUUGUUGUGAGCUGUGAGCAGAGUUCUGUUUUUAAGAUGGCCAGCCAUGUGACUCUUUAAAAUAAAUAAAUUAAAAUCAACCCAUUUUGCACGUGAUUUGGAGACCCAGAAGGCACAUACUGAAAGAAACCACUGCAC
Ahaetulla prasina is the source of this 2569-nucleotide messenger RNA. Its product is annotated as alpha-N-acetylgalactosaminidase-like. Bases 13 to 1758 code for a protein of 581 amino acids. Gene Ontology annotation, cellular component: cytoplasm. The record is from RefSeq and is a predicted model, not a curated record. Lineage: Eukaryota; Metazoa; Chordata; Lepidosauria; Squamata; Colubridae. Gene Ontology annotation, biological process: oligosaccharide metabolic process; glycosylceramide catabolic process; glycoside catabolic process. The transcript is spliced from 9 exons. Gene Ontology annotation, molecular function: alpha-galactosidase activity.